UUGACCACGUCGAUACUACAGGACUGUACGGAACAGACCAUAUUCAGGAGGACACUCAGUGGUCCUUACUAGCAGUGACAAAAAAUAUAAAACAGUGUCUAAUAACAAUAUCAUCAGUACUGCCAUUUAUUUAGUAUCGGUACUAGUAAUGGAAUAAUACGUAAUAACGGAAAAGAACGAAGUCAUUCUAUAAGAUUACAGCAGGGGUAAUAAUAACAUAAAAGUCGCCGACAUGGAUAUAUCUUCACUGAUUCUCACAUGUUUUUGUCUGUCGUUGUCGGUUUAUUUCUCCUACUGUCAGAGUAACCAAAAUUGUAAUAUUGAUAAAUUUGAGGUCCAAAGGGACUUUAAUGAAUCAGCGUUUGAAGGUUACUGGUAUGUAAUAUCAGCUAACAGGCAGUUUAAUCCUUUCCAAACAAUGUCCAACAGUAACGGCGGAGGAAUGAAUUCAGGUUUCAUGGGAGCAGGUUCGGGUAUGUUUUCCGGAUUCAAUGUUAGAAUGCCACGACAGAUGCCAUUGAUAAUGCAACGUCAGCUGAGAAAUCUUCGCUACUAUUUCGAAAUGACGUCAGAAAAUGGCACUAUGCUCACAUUAGCAUCUGGAACUGUAAUGGGGAAUCGAUGUUUCUACGCACAAGGCGUAAAUAACCCGCCAAAUGUGUCCAUUCCAGCUAAGACCGACUAUUCAUUCCAGGGCAGCUUGUAUCCUAUUUGGGUGAUCAGUACGGACUAUGUAGGAUACGCAGUUAUCUACUCUUGCUGGGAUACUAACGUGAACGGCGAAUGUAGCGACGACGGCACCCACGUCCUUACUCUCAAUCGCGUCAUGGAAGGCCAUACUCCUGCAGAACUGGCAAAAGUCGAGGAAGCCAGUACGUACGUGUGUUUUCCACCGACAUCCCUGCGGACUGUCCUUCACAACGGUGGUUGUGCUUUCAAUGCCUCAUAUUUCCCACUGGAUGAAUUAUCUAUUAUGAAUGACAUCAAUUACUUUCCAGUGGGUUAGGGUUCUUUCGUCUACAGAAAAUUGACUUUUAUCAAUCAUGCGAAUGUAACAGCAUGUGAAAUAAUAUGCUGCAAUGGAUUUCAUUAAUUUCCUGCCAAACUACGGAACACAUUUAUUUGGUAAUAUUGAAUAAAGCAAAUUUCCAGAAUUGAA
Molecule: messenger RNA, 1159 nt
Organism: Mizuhopecten yessoensis (Yesso scallop)
Lineage: Eukaryota; Metazoa; Mollusca; Bivalvia; Pectinida; Pectinidae
Product: retinol-binding protein 4-like
Exons: 2
Coding region: 233-1006 (257 amino acids)
Molecular function (GO): retinoid binding; retinol transmembrane transporter activity
Source: RefSeq, a predicted model, not a curated record